AUGUCGUCCCCAAUGCUCGCCAUCAAGCAUAACCGCACUGCCGAGAAAUCUGAGGCAGUACCAAAUUUGCUCCCAUGCCGUGUCCAUCACACAGGGUCCGUCGACCCUGUCGCGUCAUUUUGGAAUCCAAACGAAACAGAAGGUGCAAAUAAAACUGCGUAUUUUCGUGGAAGAAAACUUCAAAGCAAGACGGUGCUUCUUCCCGAGCGAUAUCGAGGCGCCAUUGUUGAACGCGAGGCUGCCAGUAAGGGCGAGAGACAACCAGUCUACAAUGGACACGAGGACGAACAGGCCGAGUCUCCGGCAACGGAAAACAUGGUCCUCACUGCCCAUUUCGACAAGAUGGAGGUUUGGUCCCACGACGCCGUUUCCGACUCGGCAUCCGACCCGUACCAGAGGGCCAUCGAGGAGUGGCUGGGAGUAGCCGAGCAGAUUCAUUCAUAUCCCAACCAAGUCGACACGAACAGUUCGGAAAAGCGACGAAGCGAUCAGCACGGCAAGAAUGCGGGCCAAAUAUGGCUUUGCGUGGCCUCCGAAAGCGCCAUGAGCGGAACACGAGGCAUUCACAAUGAGCAUGCCACGCCAACUCGCUCACUUCGCCGAGAAACAAACGGCCUUGGAAGUCAGCUGCUCAAAGCCGUCUCCCUUCCGUUGCGUCGUCAGGAGGAUACGACUCUUGCCAUGGCUGCCUCGAGCGAAGCCGGCUACAUGAUGUCGGACGCGCCGUCGAUGCUUCCGGCAGCACAGAAACGUCCUCUCGAAUUCCCAUCUUCCUCUUCAGCCCGGCCCCGCGGCCCGCCGUCGGAGAACCCUGGAGCGCCCAGCGAGGAUGGAGGGGAUGGCUUCGCCGAUGACCAAGUCCCCAGGAGCUCACGCAUACCCGACGCUGCCAAUAUUCCCCGCGUCGAGGACAGGAUCGGAUCGCUCGUCCAGGAGCACUUUGAGGCAUUUAUCGAGAGCUUCAUCGAGGAUCCUCUCUCCUCGGGCGCACCGACGUCGAGUGCCGCCACGACGGACAAGUACUACGUUGCCCAGAUCAAAGGAAUGCGUAGCCUGCAGCUCUCCACCUUUUACAUCGACUACAAGCAUCUUGCGUCGUGGGAGAACGGCAGUCUGGCCGAUGGCGUCAUGCGCCAAUAUUACCGAUUCCAGCCCUUCCUCACCGCGGCCCUCCAUAACAUGAUCGCCAAGUACGAGCCCCAGUACUUUCGCGAGCAUCGUCAGCCCACAGCCUCGAGCAACUGGACUUCCUCGGGCGCCAGCCAAGUCGGCUCCACGAGCCGUGGCGAUUCUUCCCAUCGAAGGAACGGCCAUCAGCAGACCGACAAGCUCUUCUCCAUCGCGUUUUACAACCUCCCUCUCGUCUCCCGCGUCCGCAGCCUGCGCGCGGCCAAUAUUGGACAGCUCCUCUCCAUCUCCGGCACCGUGACGAGAACGUCGGAAGUGCGACCCGAGCUGUCCAUCGCCACCUUUGUCUGCGAGUCGUGCCGAGCCGUCGUCCCCAACGUCGAGCAGACGUUCCGAUACACGGAGCCUACGCAAUGCCCCAACCGGACGUGCUCGAACCGGGUGGCCUGGCAGUUGGACAUUCGUCACAGCACUUUUGUCGAUUGGCAAAAGGUUCGCAUCCAGGAAAACAGCUCCGAGAUCCCGACGGGGAGCAUGCCGCGAACGCUAGAUGUCAUCUUGCGAGGCGAGAUCGUUGACCGCGCAAAGGCGGGCGAAAAGUGCAUCUUCACCGGCGCCUUGAUCGUCGUCCCCGACGUCAGUCAGCUCGGCCUGCCGGGCCUGCGGCCGUCUGCCGUCCGGGACGAUCGCGCCGCUCCCCGAGGCGGCGACGCCGGCGGCAGUGCCGUCACUGGCCUCAAAGCCCUCGGCGUUCGGGACUUGACGUAUCGACUGGCAUUCCUGGCCUGCAUGGUCGUCACGGACACGACGACGAACGGUCAAUCGACCGCCAGUGGUGUGGCCGACGUCGUGAACGCCAUGACGCAGAGCAACGCCAACGACGGUGACGAGUCCGUCGAGGAGGCCCAAGCCGCCAUUCUCGCUUCCCUGAACCCUUCCGAGAUUGAAGAUCUGAGAGCCAUGGUGCACGGUCACCACAUAUACUCGCGAAUGGUGCAGUCCAUCGCCCCCAUGGUCUACGGUCACGAGGUCGUCAAGAAGGGAAUCCUUCUCCAGCUCAUGUCUGGCGUCCACAAGAAGACGGCCGAGGGUAUGCAGCUGCGAGGCGAUAUCAACAUCUGCAUCGUCGGCGACCCAUCGACCUCCAAGUCGCAGUUCCUCAAGUACGUCUGCUCGUUUGCGCCGCGAGCCGUCUACACGAGCGGCAAGGCGUCCUCUGCCGCCGGUCUCACCGCCGCCGUCGUGAAGGACGAGGAGACGGGCGAGUUCACGAUAGAGGCCGGAGCUUUGAUGUUGGCCGACAACGGUAUAUGCGCCAUCGAUGAGUUCGACAAGAUGGACAUUGGCGAUCAGGUGGCCAUUCACGAAGCCAUGGAACAGCAAACAAUCUCCAUCGCCAAGGCAGGCAUACAGGCCACGCUCAACGCGCGGACGAGCAUCCUUGCCGCCGCCAACCCCGUCGGCGGCCGCUACAAUCGCAAGACGACGCUGCGGAGCAACAUCAACAUGUCGGCACCCAUCAUGUCCCGGUUUGAUCUCUUCUUCGUCAUUCUGGACGAGUGCAACGAGCAGAUAGAUCGACAUCUUGCCGAGCACAUUGUCGGCAUUCAUCAACUGCGCGAUGAGGCAGUCACCCCCGAGUUCAGCACGGAGCAGCUUCAGCGGUAUAUUCGCUUCGCCCGCACAUUUCGACCCGAGUUCACCAAGGAAGCAAAGGAGGUGCUCGUGGAGAAGUACAAGGAGCUGAGAGCAGACGAUGCUCAAGGAGGCGUCGGCAAGAAUUCGUACCGCAUCACCGUCCGCCAACUUGAAAGCAUGAUUCGCCUGAGCGAGGCCAUCGCCAAGGUCAACUGCGUUGAUGACAUUGCCCCCGAAAUGGUAAUCGAGGCAUACGACCUUCUCCGGCAAAGCAUCAUAUCCGUCGAGCAUGAUGACGUUGAAGUCAUUGACGAGGAGGAGGAGCCGCAAGAUGGCGACUCAUUGCGUCGAGCCGCCGACGCCGCUUCUCGGGGACCCGACAACGAAGUCGCUGCCAGCGAGGAAGGACUACAGCCCGCUGGCGAAACCAGGGGGAAGCACACCAUCUCAUACGACAAAUACGUCAAAAUGGUCAACAUGUUUGUUCAGCACAUCAACGACGGCGAGAGUGGAAGCGGCGAUGGGGUGAAAGGUGAUGAGCUCUUGAGCUGGUAUCUGGAGCAACAAGAGAAUGAGCUGGAGGAUGAAGACGGUUACCAUGCCGAGAAAGCUCUCGCCAGCAUGGUCCUCAAGAAGAUGGUCAAGGACAACAUUCUCAUGGCCCUCAGAGGAGAGGGUCUUGACGCUGAAACUGCAUCGUCCCUUCCGACAAAUGUUAUCUACGUCCUGCAUCCCAACUGCGCAGUCGAAGAGUUUUGA
Messenger RNA from Drechmeria coniospora, 3525 nucleotides. RefSeq names its product DNA replication licensing factor mcm6. Lineage: Eukaryota; Fungi; Ascomycota; Sordariomycetes; Hypocreales; Ophiocordycipitaceae. Gene Ontology annotation, molecular function: ATP binding; single-stranded DNA binding; single-stranded 3'-5' DNA helicase activity. Gene Ontology annotation, cellular component: nucleus; MCM complex; ribonuclease H2 complex. The coding region runs from base 1 to 3525 and encodes 1174 amino acids. The transcript is spliced from 7 exons. The record is from RefSeq and is a predicted model, not a curated record. Gene Ontology annotation, biological process: mitotic DNA replication; RNA catabolic process; double-strand break repair via break-induced replication.